GGCCAUAGAUUAUACCCAAAUAGGAACAUGAGGCGAUGAUCCAUGCCUCCCAAAGAACAGCCGCACUCUCUCCGCUGCACAGAGCACACGCGGCCGGGGUAAGCAGUGCGUCACUAUCAGGAUGGAGAACCCUGCGUCAAUCGGCUCAGCCCCAUCACACUCUCACGGCGCCACGGAACCCGAACUCGUAAUUGAUCAUACAAGAGGACACCUGACACCUACCAGCAAGGCGACCAGCUGGCAAGUUUCGAUGCCGGAAAUUCCCUUAUGAGCGACUCGAAGCCCUGCUGGGCGUGCCUCAAGAAGCGCCUUGUCUGUGACUUUGGCCGCCCGGGAUGCCGGAAAUGUGCAGCAAGGAACGCCGAGUGUCCGGGGUACGGCAAGAAACCGCUGAAAUGGCUUGCGCCUGGACAGACCCGGUCCAAGGGAAGACGUGCAAGAGACGAGUCCAAUGUCAUCCGCCUAUGCCUUAAAGACUCGAGUGAAGCCAGCACCUUGUUUGAGGCCAUCGAGUAUUAUAACAUUCGCAUCUGCCCCGACCAGGUCGCGACGGGCUGCGGAGGCCACCCAAAGAGCCCUUUCUACAUACCCAUCGCCAAUGCGCCAAAUCUUCCCGCCAACAUCAGACAUACUGUUAUCUCCAUUGCCCUUGCUCACCGUAUCAUCCAGUCUGAGGAAUCAUUCGAACCUGACCGGGCGGCGCUAUCAGUGAAGUUGCAAACCCAUCGAGGCUCGGCAAUUAGGCAUCUGGCAAUCCAGUUGAAGACUGCAUCGCAGGCCCGUGAAGUCACACUGGCUUCCGUUCUUGUCUUCUUAUUUGCUGAAAUUCAGCACACACUCUCUCCGAACUGGCGCUAUCACUGCGAUGCUGUCUACGCCGUUAUAGAGAUGCUGGGGGGAAUGUCGAAUACCGUUCUUUCUCAACCUCUGUUCCAACAUCUCCUGCGGUAUUUUAUCCUAGUAGAAAUAAUGGGUAGCACCACUGCGCCCCGAGUCGAAUCAGAACGAGCUCUUCGUCAAAUUGGGUUGAUUAGUUUACUACCCAGUGUGUACGGAAAUGGGCUAUCCACGUCCCUACCUUGUCCUCCAGACCUGCUGUCAGACAUCAUCUCGAUUAAUUACUUGCGCUCCGAGCCAGGUGCAACACUGUCCCGAGGAAUUGAUGUCAAAACUGCUGCUCUAAACAUCUUGAAACGAGUAGAGUCCUUUUCUGCAGAGAAAUGGAUAAGGGACAUCAAUCAACAUGAGCAACGUCAAGUCUGCGAUGACAAAGCUCUGCAAGAGCAGAUAGGAGCCUGGGACUGGCAAAGUAUCGCCCAGAUAUUCCAAGCGACCGUUGCACUUUACUGCAUUUCAUCUCUUCUUGAUGUGGAUAAGCAGUCAAGAAAACCACAAGGGGACGUCAGUGGUGACGAAGAACUCGAUUUUCAUAUCGCCACUCUACGGUCAACCUACCUUGAUGUCCUUCUUCGUAACCUGAAAGACAUCGCGUCGAAUCCGAAAAGCCAACUACGAAAACUGGUAUUCUGGCCCCUUGUAAUUGGUGGCAUUCAUGUCGAAGCUAGCGAUGACGAGUCCAAGGAAUUCAUCCUCGGCGAGCUUACAUGGGUGAGCAAGGCGCUCGGUAUUGCGUCCCCAUUGGUGGCGAAAGAGCUUUUGGGAAAGAUCUGGAUAUCUUCACGCAGCUCAAAAGGAAAUAGGCACCAAUCUUGGGGUUCAUUAUUUGAUAGACCCUACGUAUUUGCGAUGUAAUCACAAAUAUCACGCGUCGUGCUUCAGGACAAGCUCAAAUGGUGGAUACCUUCGAGCUUACAACUCCGACUUCCAGCCACCUUUCGCAGCAAAGAGGGGACCCACGGCCUUUC
Molecule: messenger RNA, 1865 nt
Organism: Ilyonectria robusta
Lineage: Eukaryota; Fungi; Ascomycota; Sordariomycetes; Hypocreales; Nectriaceae
Product: fungal-specific transcription factor domain-containing protein
Exons: 4
Coding region: 268-1752 (494 amino acids)
Biological process (GO): positive regulation of transcription by RNA polymerase II
Cellular component (GO): nucleus
Molecular function (GO): transcription cis-regulatory region binding; DNA-binding transcription factor activity, RNA polymerase II-specific; zinc ion binding
Source: RefSeq, a predicted model, not a curated record